Molecule: messenger RNA, 1739 nt
Organism: Erpetoichthys calabaricus (reedfish)
Lineage: Eukaryota; Metazoa; Chordata; Cladistia; Polypteriformes; Polypteridae
Product: BTB/POZ domain-containing protein KCTD6
Exons: 4
Coding region: 612-1325 (237 amino acids)
Biological process (GO): protein homooligomerization
Molecular function (GO): protein binding
Source: RefSeq, a predicted model, not a curated record
AUCCAGGACGGGAUGGUACUCGCGUUUGCACAGCAGCACUUCAUAUUGUGCUGCCACAUUUUAAAUUCGCUGGCUGCCAUUUUCCGGAGUGUGACCAUUGAAACCUGACCUCAGUUAUCAAAGCAUCGUCUCGCUAAUCGUGAAUGAAAAAUUAGAUGAGCGAUUGAAUAUAAACAACAAAAGCUGCAUAAUAGGAGUUGCCUGUGCGGAGAUCCGUCUGCCAAUCAUUGCUUGCAUCAUGUAAUUGGUUCCUGGGUUCGUGGGCGGACUCCUUCGUGUUGGAUCGCUAAGCUUUCAGCCAAUCAUGUUUAGUCAGCGGAGGAGCCGCGUCUGCUUGCAAGCCAAUGACAUGAGAGCACACACGGUGCCGCUACCCGUGGUUCGCUCCGUCAUUCAGCCAUGGAUGCCUAUGAUUGGGCCGCAGGCCCCACCGGAGCGCACACCUCAGCAGUCGGAAGCGACCCAGAUGAGUGGGACCGGACGAGCGGAGGAAUCCUUAGCGUCGGUUCACAAAGGAGCCGACACGCAGCAGAAAAUUCAUUCUUCCGGCAAUACGAGUGGAGCCUGAAACACAGCUGAGGGACUGAAGACGUCCGAGAGAAGUUGGGCUAAUGGAUAAUGGAGAAUGGGGAAAUAUGAUGACUAGUCCAGUUACGCUUAACGUAGGUGGCCAUUUAUACACGACGUCUCUCGCCACCCUCACUCGUUACCCUGAUUCUAUGCUCGGUGCCAUGUUUGGAGGAGACUUUCCAUCUGCCAGAGACUCCCAGGGCAACUACUUUAUAGACCGAGACGGACCACUGUUCAGAUACAUUCUUAACUUUUUAAGGACCUCCGAGCUGACUCUCCCAAUCGACUUCAAGGAGAUCGAUCUGCUCCGUAAAGAGGCCGACUUCUACCAGAUCGAACCUUUGAUCCAGUGCCUCAAUGACCCAAAGCCUCUGUACCCGGUAGACACAUACGAGGAAAUGGUGGAGCUGUCCAGCACGCGGAAGCUUUCCAAGUAUUCCAAUCCUGUCGCUGUGAUUAUAACUCAGCUGACCAUCACCACCAAGGUGCAUUCUUUAUUGGAGGGCAUUUCGAACAACUUCGUAAAGUGGAACAAGCACAUGAUGGGCACACGGGACUGCCAAGUGUCUUUUACAUUUGGACCAUGUGACUAUCAUCAGGAGGUGUCGCUCCGUGUAUACCUGAUGGAGUAUAUCACGAAACAGGGCUUUACAAUCAGGAACACCAGGGUGCACCAUAUGAGCGAAAGGGCCAACGAGAACACCGUGGAGCACCACUGGACAUUCUGCAGACUUGCAAGGAAAACCGACGACUGAAGAUUUGUGCUUUCUGGAUGUCGGACGGGACUCCCUUUGCUAACAGCAAUAUUAGCUUUUAAUAUUAAAACAGUAGUUCUGUAAUCUGGGGAAGGCGAGCGUUUCUUUCCAGGUUUUAGCCCAGAAAUGCGUACACACAGUAUUGUAGCUCCACUACGUGAUCGUGUCUUAGCCCGGCCUAUGCCAAGUGACAUUUCACAUCUGUGAGCCACGGCAGUGGACAAGUAGGCUGCACAGUGGCGUACAAGUAUUUCAGUACAUUUUAGUUUUUCAAAAAAAAUAAAAAGAAACACCACCUCAGCACAUCUUUGAUUAUGAUGAUUCUCCAUUCAGUCUCGUUUUUUUCUGGUUUGUUAAUCGUUACUUAUGUGCCAAACGGUUUGUUGUUAAUAAAACAUGCAGUGUGUUUCAUGA